Molecule: messenger RNA, 1353 nt
Organism: Branchiostoma floridae (Florida lancelet)
Lineage: Eukaryota; Metazoa; Chordata; Leptocardii; Amphioxiformes; Branchiostomatidae
Product: zinc finger protein 143-like
Biological process (GO): central nervous system development; regulation of transcription by RNA polymerase II
Cellular component (GO): nucleus
Molecular function (GO): DNA-binding transcription factor activity, RNA polymerase II-specific; RNA polymerase II cis-regulatory region sequence-specific DNA binding
Source: RefSeq, a predicted model, not a curated record
GCCAGCCAAAGGCACUUGAUGCUGCCGCUAUGGCAACCAACGAACAAGAAGUGAUUGGGAUGUUACUGGCCCAGUCAGGGGAUGGCACUAUGCAGCUACACACAGCUAAUGGUGGUACAGAAGACCAUCAGAUAGCUGUCUCCCUGGCAGAGGGUGUAUCCACAGCCCGUGCAGACCUCGGACAUAUGUAUCUGUCCUCAGAUGGCAAGACGCUGCACAUGGUGGACGGUCAGUCUCUCCAGGCGGUGACACUGGCUGACGGGACGACCGCAUACAUCCAGCACAACCCGACCAAAGAUGGCAAGCUUGUGGAAGGCCAGGCUAUCCAGCUGGAGGAUGGUACAACAGCUUAUGUACAGGCUGUGCCAGCAGAUACAACUUCAAUGAAAGAACCUGACCCUACCGGUUUCCAGAUGUCAGAUGGACAGGCAGUACAGUUAGAGGACGGCACCACAGCGUAUAUCCACCACGCACCUAAAGGUUUUGAAGGCACCACAGUGCAGGCAGUACAGUUGGAAGAUGGCACUACAGCAUACAUCCACACACCUUCAACUGUACUCCAGCAUGGGGAGGGAGUGUUGCAUGCUGGGGAUGCAGGUCUAGACAACCUUCCUGGAAGUUCAGAUGAGGGCGUUGACCCCACAUCCAUCAGUGCCCUGGAGCAGUACGCAUCACAGGUGAGUGGAGCGGACCAGACUGUAAGCCAGUCGGACGGUGCGGUAACCUCCACCACCAUCACCACCCUCCCCCAUGAUGACGGCCCCUCCAUGGUGCCCACCCCCACCACCACCUCUGCUGCAGCCCUGGUGCCCGACCAGACUCACAUCACAUUUGAAAAAGCCAGGAUCCUGCAGAUCACCCAGUCUCCAGGCCCCAGAACCAGCAUGAAGGCUGCCCAGCUGGGUGAGAAGGCGUUCCGCUGUGAGUUUGAGGGGUGUGGCAGACUAUACACCACUGCACACCAUCUCAAGGUCCAUGAGAGGGCCCAUACAGGAGACCGUCCCUACAAGUGUGAACACCAAGGCUGUGAUAAGGCCUUCGCUACAGGCUACGGUCUGAAGAGCCACACCAGAACCCACACGGGGGAGAAACCGUACAAGUGCCCCGAGGAAACAUGCACCAAAGCCUUUAAGACAUCAGGAGACCUUCAGAAACAUGUACGAACACACACAGGUGAAAGGCCAUUCAAGUGCCCUUUUGAGGGCUGCGACCGUUCUUUCACCACAUCCAACAUCCGUAAGGUUCACAUCCGUACGCACACAGGGGAGCGGCCGUACAUCUGUAACAUAGAAGGCUGUGGGCGGUCUUUCGCUUCUGCAACAAAUUUCAAGAACCAUUCCCGCAUUCAUACAG